CGGAGGGGCUGGCCCGGGCUCGGCCCGCCCUCUGCGGGUGCAGGCGGCGGGUACAGCUGGAGAAUGGGGUCCGGCCUGUCCCUGGACGACUCGGUGCGGGUGGUGGUGGUCGGGGGAGGCUUCGGGGGCACGGCGGCCGCCAGUCUGCUCCAGUCCCGGGCCGUCCCGUUCGUGCUGGUGGACGUGAGAGACGCUUUCCAUCACAACGUGGCCGCCCUCCGCGCCGCCGUGGCCAGCGGGUUUGCCAGGAAGACUUUCAUCUCCUACUCCGUCACCUUUGGGGACAGCUUCCGACAAGGCGAGGUUGUUGGCAUAGACCCUGCGAGGCAACGAGUCUUGCUCAGCGAUGGCGAGGAGCUUCACUACUCCCAUCUCAUUCUUGCGACAGGCAGUGAUGGGCCAUUCCCUGGGAAGUUCAACCAAGUCAUUGACAUGGAAAGCGCCAUCCAGACCUACGAAGACAUGGUUAAGGAGAUUGAGAAAUCUGAGCGCAUCCUGGUGGUGGGAGGUGGUGCUGCUGGAGUGGAGAUGGCUGCAGAGAUCAAAACUGAGUACCCAGCCAAAGAGGUCACCCUCAUUCACUCGAAGGUCGUGCUAGCUGAUGUGGAGCUGCUACAUAGCGUCCGUCAGGAGGCCAAAGAGAUUCUCCUUAGGAAAGGAGUGCGCCUCCUGUUAGGUGAAAGGGUCAGCGAUGUGGAAAGCCUCACGCCAAACCGGUUCCAGAAGGACACGGUAGUAAGGACAGAAAAGGGCACCGAGGUGGUUGUUGACAUGGUGGUCCUGUGCACUGGGAUAAAGAUUAAUUCUUCAGCAUAUGCUGCUGCAUUCGGGGACAGACUGGCGAGUAACAGCGCGUUGAAGGUUAACAAGCACCUCCAGCUGGAAGGCUAUGAGAACAUCUACGCCAUUGGGGACUGCGCAGAUCUGAAAGAACCGAAGAUGGCCUAUCACGCUGGGCUCCACGCCAACGUCGCCGUGACGAAUAUCAUCAACAGCCUGACACAUAAGCCUCUUAAAACCUACAAACCAGGGUCACUAACAUUCCUGCUUGCAAUGGGCAGGGAUGAUGGCGUUGGCCAGGUGAACGGUUACUAUGUGGGGCGUCUCUUGGUGACCAUUGCUAAGAGCAGGGACCUGUUUGUCUCCAAGAGCUGGAAGACAAUGGGACAGACGAUGCCUUCUUAGGAGGGGAUCAGUGACCAAGCAGCAAGGAAUACAGCAACUGCAAGAAGGUGAGGGGGCACUUUUAUUGCUUGGCCAGGUCGAUGCUGUUUCCUGCAGCACCUCCUGCUGCGUUAAGGGGGUGCCCUGCCUGGCUAGACAGGGGAAGGAGGCACUUUCCAAAUGAAGCACACGAGAGUUCUCAUGAUAAAAAUCAGUGAAGGCGCGUUUCUUUCCUGUUGAGAUAGCUCUGAGGAAGAAACCUGGUUUACCUCAUUUUGUAACAAUAAACACGGUGGUGUUCAACA
Messenger RNA from Columba livia (rock pigeon), 1469 nucleotides. It is a transcript of the gene AIFM2, whose product is annotated as apoptosis inducing factor mitochondria associated 2. Bases 64 to 1185 code for a protein of 373 amino acids. Gene Ontology annotation, molecular function: electron-transferring-flavoprotein dehydrogenase activity; flavin adenine dinucleotide binding. NCBI's taxonomy places the organism in Eukaryota, Metazoa, Chordata, Aves, Columbiformes, Columbidae. The transcript has 8 exons. The record is from RefSeq and is a predicted model, not a curated record. Gene Ontology annotation, cellular component: mitochondrion; cytoplasm. Gene Ontology annotation, biological process: apoptotic mitochondrial changes; positive regulation of apoptotic process.